Molecule: messenger RNA, 2713 nt
Organism: Uloborus diversus
Lineage: Eukaryota; Metazoa; Arthropoda; Arachnida; Araneae; Uloboridae
Product: transcription factor SOX-9-like
Exons: 3
Coding region: 49-1494 (481 amino acids)
Biological process (GO): regulation of transcription by RNA polymerase II
Cellular component (GO): nucleus
Molecular function (GO): DNA-binding transcription factor activity, RNA polymerase II-specific; RNA polymerase II cis-regulatory region sequence-specific DNA binding
Source: RefSeq, a predicted model, not a curated record
CAUUCAUCAUGAGUUUGUGAUUCAGAAUUGAAAAACUCUACAAGAACCAUGAUGGACCGCGAGGAUUGCAAGCAUGAGUACGACGACGACGACAUGGAUGCUGCCUCUUCCAGUGGCGGAUCUCCAGAGGGGGCGUGUUCCCCCCACGACCCCCUGGACGCUAACCCCCGCAUCCAGGCCGCGGUGUCGAAGGUGCUGCAGAGCUAUGACUGGUCAUUGGUGGCCAAGACAUCGAGGCAGGGGGGUGCAGGUGGUGACAAGAGGAAGCCGCACGUCAAGAGGCCUAUGAACGCGUUCAUGGUUUGGGCGCAGGCUGCGCGCCGAAAACUGGCCGACCAGUAUCCUCACCUGCAUAACGCCGAGCUCAGCAAGACUCUCGGGAAACUAUGGAGGGUCCUAGGUGAUGAUGAAAAAAAGCCUUUUAUGGAAGAGGCGGAACGUCUUCGCUGCAAACACAAAAAAGACUAUCCCGAUUACAAAUACCAACCCAGACGGCGGAAACCACCGAAAAGCUCUUCAGCUUUCGUGUCAGAGGGAAAACAAUCCAAUGCCGACCACCUGAGCACUGCUUCGGCGCCAGAACCUUGCCAGCAGGAACCUUUGCAACAUGAAAAACACUUUGGUACGGGAACAUUGUACGUGGGGGCGGGGCGGAUGUCGGCAACGCCCCCAACGCCGCCCACCACGCCCCAACAUGGUGGGGGCACGAGGUUCAACUCUACUCAACUCAGAGAAGAUCCACAACAUGUAGCCCACAGUAUAGCUGAACUCGCUGGCAGAGGUCACGAUCACAACGGAAAUGCCGGAGGUCUCCCUUCACCAGGCUCUACUGGACCCACCGCCGUCAUCACCACUGCACCGCACUCCCGAAACGGUCCUUGCAAGUAUGCGACUGCAACAGUGCUCGAACCCGCCGCACCUGCGCAGAACGGACCUUCUUUAGGUACCGGCCCCGCUGCGGACCCUUACAUGCACUUCGGCCUUACUGGCACGCCACACCACCAGUACGCCCACCUUCAGGCCCCGCCCCCUCCAGGCCCUCCUCCCUCCUGGAACCGCUUCACAGAACAAUUCCACACGCAAAGGUGUGGGGGCGGCGCCAGAGAGCACGACCACCCCCUUUUGGGGGACAUGGACAAGACUGUUGGUGGGGCCUCCGCGAAUCAGUUGCCACAGCACCACCAGCUGGACCUGUACAGGGGCAAUUAUGCCGGUGAGUUCCAUAAUCCUCGAAGGGUGAUGCCUCAAUCGGCAGGUGGUUUUUUAGACGGAACGUCUGCGGAAGGGUUCGGUCACUGUACCCCAACGAAAUCAUCUUUCGGUCCUGUGUUGGGCAUGCAAAGUUGUCCAGUCUUCGGUCACAUGGUGCCAGUGUCACAAGACCAGGGUAUGUUCGGAUCCGGGGCUGAGAGCAGAGUGAUGUCGGACUCAGGGGCUGGAUCUUGUGCUUACAAUCCCGGACAUUCUCUCGGACACUUCUUGCAGCCCAAGUGAGGUCAAUUACGCCCAAAUAUUGCCUGGCCAACAAUUCAUUACUCCAAAAACUGAUGAGCUUGACCCGCAAUGUUGGUGCUUUUUCUAGAUAAGACAAUCAUGAGUAAAGCGAUUAGUUAAAACUAUUGCCGAAUGUCAAACAAAGUUGACAAUAAAAACAUUUAUGAAAACAUGACAUCAUGUAUAUUUCUUAAAAAUUCUUGAAAAAAUUGACAAAAUUCGAUUGUUUUUGGAAUUAAAAAAACGCCUUAUAACAGAGAGUCAUACAAUGAGAAAGAGUAACAACCUCGAUUUUUUUCAUUUUUUGAGGGCAUAGCAUUAACAAGUUGUACCAUAAGGUUUCAAUCAAAGAUUAAACUUUCUAAAACUUUGAUUGUUAGCACAGGUUGACGUAAUGAAUCGAUUCAGUUGUACUUCUGUCUUGACCUGGUUUAGAAAUUCUAUUUGGACAUCUUCUAUCGCAGCAGAAUGCCUCACUACAGCCCUAUUUGUUAUAAGAAAGAUCAUAUUCUUUAUUUCAGCUAGUGCCUCAUCUAAUUGGCUCGUUUUCUUACAGUGCAUAAAAAUUUGCGAGUGAAAUGGGAUUACGUAUAAAGUUUCGGAUGAGCUAUCUCUUCAUUCUUUAACUAGCUACUUAGUAAGAAAAAAGAACAUGUUUGAAAUAUCAUGAGUGCUUACAGUUCCUGAUGAAAAUCACUUGAUUUAACUUUGCUUACUAGUGAAAUUGCUGAUAAAAAUCCCAAACAUAUCGUAAUUUUUGGUUUGUAAAGUCCUUUGAUUGAAAAACUUGUAAAAUCUUCUCACCAAGUUGAAUCUCACAGAAUUAUUGGAGCUAUAAAUGGCAGACUAGGCUGAUACUUUAACUUUUUUCCAGGAGUGUAACUCAAUCAUUAAUGAGUUCAAAGUGGUAUUUUGCCAUCAGUUUCGUUGAAAAUGUUUUACUUUUGCAAAUGAAACAAGCACCACGAGUGAUAUAUAUCGAAAUUAUCAACAUGAUAUUAAAAAUGGCACGUGCUUGUUCCGCUCAUGCCGACGAGGAAUGUGAUUUUGAAUUGACGUGACAAUCUAAUUACAGUGAGUUGGUGACUUUACGCCUUUUGUCAACUAUAUGAAUUCUCAACAUCGCUUUUUUAUAUUUUUCUGUUCGUGAGAUUAAAAACCAGCAUAACUAAUUUCGUUUGUUCAUUCAUAUGUGCUGUAAUUUGGAGACUGCAAGUAA